AUGCUCGAAAUCACCCCUCCUACGAGGAUACCCAUGUUUCCGGCCAACUAUCGCGAGUUCCUCAUCUCGCCCGCCGCACCUGCCAUCCCGGCGGCACAACAAACGCUUCUGCCCGGUCAGAUCUUCCAACUCGCGCAGCCGAAAUGGCCGACGGACUCGGUCAUGCCCUCCUUCUACGCUCUUGCUGCCACCACGAUGUUUGCCGCCUUCUUCCUGGUCGCAUUCAAGGAUCUCGGUGCCCUGAUCAACUAUGAAUUUCGCACCCGCCUCGGUGUGGCCGGUAAUCCGGUGAUCGGAAUGACUCUGUCGCUACUCGCCUUCACCAUGCUGCUCAUCACAUACGAGAACGACAUCAAGAAGCGCUCCGGCUACUACAGCGAGGACAGCGAUCCGCGCUACAUGGUUGCUUUCAGCGCAUUCGCAUCGGUGUGCGCUAUCCUGUGGGCAAGCUCGACGUUCCAGACUGCCGUCUCAGCGCCCGACGAGGAUAGAGGAGCCGCUAAGCCAGUCGAAGAGGUGGCGGAACAGAAAGGGUCCAGAAGACAGCAAAAGAAACAGGCAAAGCGAGAAGCAAAGAAGAUCGCAACCAAGCAGCAAUAG
Messenger RNA from Moesziomyces antarcticus, 600 nucleotides. RefSeq lists its product as uncharacterized. NCBI's taxonomy places the organism in Eukaryota, Fungi, Basidiomycota, Ustilaginomycetes, Ustilaginales, Ustilaginaceae. The transcript has a single exon. The coding region runs from base 1 to 600 and encodes 199 amino acids. The record is from RefSeq and is a predicted model, not a curated record.